AUGCCUCGCAUCGCAGAUGAACUUGAAGACGACGCUUUAUCCGACGGCGGUGAUUACGAUAUGACGCCAGAUCAACAAGGUCUGCACGAUACAAAUAUGUUGGCGUCGGUCCAAGCUGAACUCGACCAAGCUCGAAUGGAAGAUGGGCUUGACCAGGUGAAAUUGGUUAUCGGCGAUGAAUCUCAGUCAGGCUUCUCGGACAACGAAAUAAGGGACGUUCUCUGGGAAUACUACUUUGACAUCGAGAAAACUAUCGAAUGGGCUCUUGAGGAACGCCAAAGACGGCAACAGGCCAAAGAACGUAAAGGGGACUGGGGCGAUCAUGUCAAUGAUCCCUCAACGGAUAAUAUUGGAGGAUCUUAUCAGUAUUACCAAGACAGUCAUUCUGGAAACUUUCAAAUACUAGACAGUGAACAAGGGAUGCAUGAAACAGAAACACGGCCACGUCUUCCAUCCAUAUUUCUCGCUCAACAACAACCUGGCUUUGACAACCAGGCAUACUUGGCUGUUGCAAGUUCCCCGGCCUCAACGCGUCCCCAUAGGCUCAGCACUAUCACAGAAAGGACCGAGAGGACUGAACCUUCCAUGCUCUGGCGUUCUGUACAACCGUCUGUUGUUCCAACAACUCCGCGUUCAUUCGUUUCAAGUAAUACCACAUCUUAUGGCAAAGAGUUAGAUCGUGAGGGGUCACUGGAAGACCACCAUUAUCUACAAGACCCAAACACAAGCCGAACAUCACCUUCGGGUUCUGCCAUCCAGAGACUUUCUAUCUAUGAUCCUCCCCCUUCAAAUUCUUCCACGAUUUCGCCUCCAGACCCUCUCAAUCCUCCUACAUCAAGCGACCAAAUAUCUUUGAAAGAUAUACCAUCGAUUCCUGAUUUAACCUCAAAGUCCAGUGAACAUAUUCAGGUGCAACCUCCGACUCCCAGCCAAUCUUUGCCUAGCACGACAGGGAAAGCACAGUCCAAGUUAUCUAAAUUAGCAAGUUCAAGAGCGAGCACAAUCAGUUCAAGAAGUGAAAGCUCCAGGUCUUCCGGUACAUCUGUCAUGGGUUCUAUUAAAACAUAUCCCGCACUCCGACCAUCAGCCCUGUCUGAAAGGCCCCCAAGCUCCGUGGCAUCUUCCAAAGAACUUCCACCUCUACCGUCCCACAUUUCAUCAUCGUCUGAUUCGAGCAUUCAUGACUCCACAUCCUCCAUCGUCCGAAGGGCCAUACAAACAGCUAUAAAGCUUGAGGCUGUGGACAAGGAACAUACUCCGAGAGCCUCAAGGCCACAGUCUCCUGUGGCUGAUGGGGACUCAACACGGUCGAAAACUCCAACACCCAGAGACUCAAACCCUGCCGCUGCCUCUUCACUGCUGAAGACAUCGUCGCCUUCUGCCCGUCCACUUUCGAAGUUAGCUUUACUUGCCCAAAAGAAGUCUGAAACAGCCUCUUCCAAAUCAUUUCCGUAUGACAACACUUCAGCAUCCUCUCCUUCUCGUCCUCUCUCUAAACUUGCGAUGCUGGCACAGCAAACGGUCGAUGCUAGCAGGGUGCCAAAGCUUCCCAAGACCACCACUGAAUAUCUUACACCAAUCGCCAAUGGUUCUUCUGUGACCACUGCAAUCACUACGUCCUACCAAUCGUUGUACAGUCUUACAGACCCCUCUAAAUCCAAUGUUAUCCCGAAGCUUGACAUUGUGCCUAUCCAAUCCCCAAUUUCUGUGGUUGGAUCUCCUUCGGAUAUUAAACCUUCUAAAUUGGCUUUAAAAAUAAAACGGGCAGGAGAGAAAACACCAAUAAAUUCAGGAUUUCCUUCAGAAGAUGACGGUGCGCCUCCAAUAUCGCCCAUCUUUCUUCCUGGGACGACCCGCGCUCGUGCGUCGCCUUCUGCCUUUGCAUCUGUGCUUAUCCAUGACGAAUCAAAUUCAAAAGAUCGAGGAAAAGAUAAAGAGGCGAGGCGCAAAAAUAAGGACAAGGAAAGGCACGGGAAACCACCGAAGACGUCCCCGAAACAUGCUUCUCAGACUGCUAGUCAAACAUCCAAAGUAUUUGCUUUCGAUGGACCAAGUCCAGAUGAUAUCGUGUUCAACGCCCGUAAAAAGGCUACUCCCGGCUCGAAAAAGGCUUCUACUUUAUCUACGCCGAAGGUUUCCGAAGCGAUAACAAAAUCGUGA
This is a messenger RNA of Psilocybe cubensis, 2160 nucleotides long. RefSeq lists its product as uncharacterized. Bases 1 to 2160 code for a protein of 719 amino acids. Lineage: Eukaryota; Fungi; Basidiomycota; Agaricomycetes; Agaricales; Agrocybaceae. The transcript has 4 exons. The record is from RefSeq and is a predicted model, not a curated record.